ACAUCGUAUUGUGAAGCUGUGCUGUUUGUUUCACUGCAAUGUGAGCCACUACAGUGAAGUCUGUACAUGACAAAAACCUCCGCUGCUUCCAGCUGUUUUCUUAGCCGCUGCUGGAUCGCCUGCCAACCCCCCCUCCCCGCCCCAGGUGGAUGGAAUAUGAGAAGCAAACUUUUUAAGAAUGAAGAGGAGAAAAUUCACGUAGCACGUCUCUGUGGUCUGCUCGCAUCGCUGGAUCCGUGUCAUGAUUUGAGUCUUUAUUUUUCUCUUUUUUUUCUUUCCUCCGAGCCUUCCCCUUUCCCCCAUGUCGCCGGAGACGGGGGAGUCGACGUGCGUCCUUCUGGGAUGGGGGGGAAUGUAAGCGCGGUGACGCACGGUUGCGAAAUCGCCUGAUCAAUCGAGCUGAUAGCGAAUGAUUAACAAGUCCCGGGCGCAGGUAGGGAGCCGAUCGUAGCGUGGCUGCUCGAGCGCCGUGCAACACCCCCCCCUCCCUCCCCUUCCCAUUCCCCGCUGCUCUCAGCUGCUCCGCCAGCGAGCCAGUUCGGGGACUCGGCUUAGAUACUUUGUGUGUGUGUGUGUGUGCGGGGAGUCCCCUCCACCCCGCAACCCCUGGAACCGCUAUGGAGGAGUGGAGGCAAUGCGGGCGGUGGUUGAUAGACUGCAAGGUCCUGCCCCCGAACCACCGGGUCGUGUGGCCCUCGGCCGCCGUCUUCGACCUGGCGCAGGCUCUGCGAGACGGGGUGCUCCUGUGCCAGAUGUUGCACAACCUCUCGCCGGGUUCGGUGGACCUAAAGGAGAUCAAUUUCAGACCCCAGAUGUCACAGUUCCUGUGUUUGAAGAACAUCCGGACGUUUCUCAAGGUGUGCCACGACAAGUUUGGCCUGCGCAACAGCGAGCUGUUCGACCCCUUUGACCUCUUCGACGUCAGAGACUUCGGCAAGGUAAUCUCCGCUCUGUCCCGGAUCUCCCACCACAGCAUCGCACAAAUCAAAGGCAUCAGGCCCUUUCCAUCAGAGGACACAGCUCUGAAUGAGGAUGAUGUGUACCGGAGCCUUGAAGAGCUGGCAGAUGAGCAUGACUUGGGUGAGGAUGACAUCUACGACUGUGUGCCGUGUGAGGACGAUGGGGAUGACAUCUAUGAGGACAUCAUUAAGGUGGAAGUACGACAACCCAUGAAAAUGGGCAUGACGGAAGAUGACAAGAGAAAUUGCUGCUUAGUGGAGAUCAAAGAGACGGAGGCAAAGUACUACAAGACAUUGGAGGACAUUGAGAAGAAUUACAUGAUCCCGUUGAAGCAGGUCAUGAGUCCACAGGACAUGGAGGCUAUCUUUGUCAAUCUGGAGGAUGUAAUCAAAGUCCACCUCGCCCUCCUGCGAGCCAUCGACCAGAACAUGGUCUGCGGAGGAAGCGGCCUGGGGAAGAUCUUCCUUGAAUUCAAGGAAAGGUUGCUGAUCUACGGUCAGUACUGCAGCCACAUGGAGAACGCCCAGAAGACACUGGAUGAGCUCAUAGCAACGCGAGAGGACGUCAAGGUUACCGUGGAGGAAUGCACUCUGAAGGUGCAGGAGGGGAAGUUCAAGCUGCAGGAUCUCCUGGUGGUUCCCAUGCAGAGGGUGCUGAAGUAUCACCUGCUGCUGAAGGAACUUUUGAGUCAUUCCGCGGACCGACCGGAGAGACAACAACUCAAGGAGGCUCUGGAGGCGAUGCAGGACCUGGCCAUGUACAUCAACGAAGUCAAGAGGGACAAUGAGACUCUGAAGAAAAUCAGCGAAUUCCAAAGUUCAAUAGAAAAUCUUCAGGUGAAACUGGAAGAGUACGGGAGGCCAAAGAUAGACGGAGAGCUGAAAGUGUGCUCCAUCGUCAACCGAACUAAACAGGACCGGUAUAUAUUCCUGUUCGACAAAGUGGUCAUUGUCUGCAAGAGGAAAGGCUACAGCUACGAGCUCAAAGAGAUUAUUGAACUGCAGUUGUAUAAAAUGUCGGACGACCCCAUGAACAACAGAGACGUGAAGAAGUCGAGUGGAAAAAUGUGGUCGUACGGUUUCUACCUGAUCCACCUGCAAGGGAAGCAGGGCUUCCAGUUCUUUUGUAAAACCGAGGAGACAAAGAGGAAGUGGAUGGAGCAGUUUGGAAUGGCCAUGUCCAACAUCAAGCCGGAGAGAGCCACAGCCAAUCAGCAUAACUUCCAAAUGCACACAUUUGAAAAGAACACCAACUGUCGCGCCUGCAAGAUGCUCUUGAGGUAACAACCCUGGGCAAUCUUCUAUCAGGGUUACUACUGCUCUCACUGUGGAACAGGAGCACACAAAGAGUGCCUGGAAGUCAUCACCAUCUGUAAAAUCAGUAAGAGCCACAGCGAGCCGCACUCUGUCCUCCACCUAACUGCUACUCUGGAUUCGGUUCCAGGGUCCAAGAUGGUGGCGGUGAGGAACUACCACGGCACGCCGGCCCCGACGAGCACGGCGCUCUGUUUCCAGACGGGGGAUUUCAUCGAGCUGCUGAAGGGGGAUCCUGACACCAACAUGUUCGAGGGAAAGCUGAUACAAACGCAGAAGAGCGGCUUCUUCCCUAGUUCCUGUGUGAAACCCUGUCUGGACCCAAAGCCCUUUCAGUCAUUAUCCAGCCGGCAGUCUUCAAGGGAAUCCGACUACUAUGGAUACCCUUGGUUCGCAGGCAACAUGGAGCGCAGCAGGCCGAUAACUUUGAAGUCCCACAGCAGCGGGACCUACCUUAUCAGAGAGAGGACGGCCGAGGCGGAGAGGUUCGCCAUCAGCAUCAAAUUCAAUGAUGAAGUAAAACACAUCAAAGUCAUUGAAAAAGACAACUGGAUUCACAUCACUGAAGCCAAGAAGUUUGAGAGUCUUUUGGAGCUGGUGGAGUACUAUCAGGCCCAUUCACUGAAGGAAAGCUUCAAGUUGUUAGACACCACGUUGCGGUUCCCCUACAAAUCUAAAGAACGCUCUCUAACACGAGCCAGCACACGCUCACCAGCAGCCACCUGCGCCUCCUACAACUUCUCCUUCCUCAGUCCGCAGGGCCUCAACUUCUCCUCUCAAAGCUCCGCUCCCUUUUGGAGUGUUGCACGGCCUCGGGUGGUCAGCACGGCGGUGGCCAGGUAUAACUUUGCUGCCCGGGACAUGAGAGAGCUGUCGCUGCGCGAAGGAGACAUUGUCAAAAUCUACAGCAAGAUCGGGGGAGACCAGGGCUGGUGGAAGGGAGAGGCCAACGAACGAAUUGGAUGGUUUCCCUCAACGUACGUGGAUGAAGAAGGAGUUCAGUGAGGGUCUGAUGCCGAACUGCUCCCUUUAAAUCAGGAACCAUCUUCCAUCUGCUGCUCUCAGUGACACUCACUCACUCCUUCUCCAGGAAAAUAACACAAGGAAGAAAAAAAAAAAAAAGAACAUUUUUUUUUUGUUGUUGUUGUUUUUGCUGGAAGCUCAUUUUUCAGUGAGUGUUUCUACCACGUUUCUCUAUCUUCAAUUAUGCAUCAGCUUUGCUUAUGUUUGUACAUUUUUUUAUGUGGCAGGGUGUCCUGUUUAAUUUCUGUACAGGUAGAGGGGAAAGAAGUGGCUUGCUGUUAGCCUCUGUGUGCUCCGCAGAUGCUUUAUUGAACUGAGGACACAGCUUGAAACAGGCUCCCCUUUGUUGCAGGUCCAAGCAAGGUGAAAUAAUUGUACAGUAUAGAUAAUUUAUUGAAUAGAGAUUAUUAUCAUUACUAAUGAUUAUUGUGGGGGGAAGUUGAUUUUAGCAGCAGCGAGGAAUCAGAGAAGAAAAACUUAAAUAAGAAAGUUAAAAAAAAAAGAAAAAAAAGACAGAUGUUCUGUUUUUAAUGUUCCGAGAUUUUGCCUUAGUUGUCAUGGUUAUGCCUUGUGGACUGACGCCAGUGGAGGGGAUCGACUUGGUUGACUGGUUUUACUUCUCCAUGUAUGCAUGUGCCCAUGUGCGGCCCACACACGCACGCACACACACACACACACACACACACACACACACACACACACACACACACACACACACACACACACACACACACACACACACACAGACCAAUGUAAAGUAUGGUGCCUUUGAACAAUGGUCGUUGCUUACUGAACCUCAACAUCAGCCAGUAAAGAACAUUGCCGUCACCAAAAAGACAGUUCGUCCACAGCCAGAGGACUUCACCGAGAAGGGGAGAGGCACUUAUACUACAUACUGGGGACGGCUCGCCUCCCGAGAGCCAGAACACAACGUGGGGAAGCAUUUAACUUAUUUCUACUGGAUGGACUCACAGAGACAGUCGGACGCUUUUAUAGCCAACAACACAGACACUGUGCACAUCAAUCUUGGCAUCACAAGUCAAUGGGUGCAAUCAGCUGGAUGCAAAAGGGAAACAUCACGACAUUCCACUGGACAACCACGUCACACUUUGAAAUCUUGGGUUAAUAAGUGUUUGAUUUUUCUUUUGUUGCACAGAACCAAGGUUGUUUUUUUUUGUUGUUGUCAAAACUGGAUCGUUUAAAGCCAAAUUCAGCAAUGUUUUAAUGUCUGCAUGGAUUGUUAUGAUUUUUGUACUUUGCCUUAUUUUUUACAGAUUGUCAGGUGACUGGAUUUCCCCGCCCCGUACCCCAAUGUUAAUCAUUUUUCAUGUAUGUAAUUUGGUGAUGUGCAGGCUGGUGAAAAUUAAACGGUGUCAGAAGACUUUUAAUCUGAUGGAAAGUUGAUGCGCUAAAGAAGUUUUGUGAUUUUUCUUUUGGGCGGUGCAAUGCUCAGUGUUUCCAUUUACUUCCAGUGAUUUCCUAAUGCCAUAAAUACAGAUUAACAGACAAUAUUCUCUGUUCUCGUAAUGCAGAUAAUUAAAGUUCAAAUUGUGUUUACAUUUAA
Messenger RNA from Cyclopterus lumpus (lumpfish), 4860 nucleotides. RefSeq names its product guanine nucleotide exchange factor VAV2-like. The record is from RefSeq and is a predicted model, not a curated record. Gene Ontology annotation, biological process: cell migration; intracellular signal transduction; regulation of GTPase activity. Gene Ontology annotation, molecular function: guanyl-nucleotide exchange factor activity; protein binding. Gene Ontology annotation, cellular component: cytoplasm. Lineage: Eukaryota; Metazoa; Chordata; Actinopteri; Perciformes; Cyclopteridae.